Salarias fasciatus (jewelled blenny) is the source of this 2884-nucleotide messenger RNA. It is a transcript of the gene sox10, whose product is annotated as SRY-box transcription factor 10. Gene Ontology annotation, biological process: peripheral nervous system development; negative regulation of transcription by RNA polymerase II; enteric nervous system development. Gene Ontology annotation, cellular component: nucleus. The transcript is spliced from 4 exons. Gene Ontology annotation, molecular function: DNA-binding transcription factor activity, RNA polymerase II-specific; RNA polymerase II cis-regulatory region sequence-specific DNA binding. Lineage: Eukaryota; Metazoa; Chordata; Actinopteri; Blenniiformes; Blenniidae. Bases 549 to 2045 code for a protein of 498 amino acids. The record is from RefSeq and is a predicted model, not a curated record.
GGCACACAGAGCAGGCAUUCAUUCUCGGGCGGCGCGAGCGAGGGGGCUGGGGAGCGAGCGUCACUUUGGAAACUCGGGAACUCACGGAUUCUCGUGCUAAACCGGCGACCUCCUUUUCUCGUUACUGAAGUCCUCGCAGUUGGAUUUCAACCGCGGGACAAACGGGGGAGAGAGAGAAGGGGAAGUCAGGAGGGAAGAGAGAGCGGGUGAGUUUGGCGCAGACGGUUGCGCUUUAGCAGGUAAGCUGGGGUCCAAGGUGCGCACUGAGCCGCCUAUGAUACCAACCAUACGGAUGGAAAGAACUUUAAUGUGGAAUCCUCACAGAGUUUUGCAACGGAGGCUGAGAGUAGAGACAGACUGGCAGUUUAUAUUAUAACUUCGACGCGUAUAGGCCAGAGAGACAGAGCAGACAGCGGUCCGCCGGCACUCCGUGCGUCACUGGAGGAUCAAUACAGGAACGGGAGCCCGACAGGUACGCAGCAGAGCUUUUACAGGAACAGGCCUUUUUUUUUCACCCUCUGCGCGCCUGGAGGCUUGUGUGAGGGAAGAUGUCCAGAGAGGAGCAGAGCUUUUCCGAGGUGGAGCUCAGUCCCGGGAUGUCGGACGACAGCCGCUCCAUGUCCCCGGGCCAGUCCUCCGGCGCGGCGGGCGGCGGGGACUCUCCCCUCCACGGGCCGCAGCAGCCGCAGCUGGCCGGCCUGGACGACGUGUCCGCGGGCUGCUCGUCCGUGAAGUCCGACGACGAGGACGAGCGCUUCCCCGCGGGGAUCCGCGAGGCGGUGAGCCAGGUGCUCAACUGCUACGACUGGACGCUGGUGCCCAUGCCGGUGCGCGUGAACACCGGGAGCAAGAACAAGCCGCACGUGAAGAGGCCCAUGAACGCCUUCAUGGUGUGGGCGCAGGCGGCGCGCAGGAAACUGGCCGACCAGCACCCGCACCUGCACAACGCAGAGCUCAGCAAGACCCUGGGGAAGCUCUGGAGGCUUCUUAAUGAAAGUGAUAAGCGACCCUUCAUUGAGGAGGCAGAGAGGCUCAGGAAACAGCACAAGAAAGAUUAUCCGGACUACAAAUACCAGCCUCGUCGCCGCAAGAAUGGAAAGAUGGGUUCUGGUUCAGGAAGUGAGGCCGACGGCCAUUUGGAGGGUGAGGUCAGCCACAGCCAGUCCCACUACAAGGGCCUCCACCUGGAAGUGGUCCACGGUGAGGGGGCCGGGUCCCCUCUGGCAGAUGGGCAUCACCCUCAUGCUGCAGGUCAGAGCCACAGCCCUCCCACACCUCCCACCACUCCGAAGACGGAGCCUCAGUCUGGGAAGACAGGGGACGGCAAGAGGGACGCUGCUGGAAAUGGAGGCUCUCGUGGCGCAAUGGGAGCUGAAGGAAACUCAGGCGCUCCAGGAUCUGGGAAACCUCACAUUGACUUUGGUAAUGUGGACAUUGGUGAGAUGAGCCAUGAGGUGAUGGCCAACAUGGAACCUUUUGAUGUCAAUGAGUUUGACCAGUACCUUCCCCCCAAUGGGCACCCAGGCGUUGGGCAGAGUGCCGGAGCGGGAGGCGCCGCGGCGGCUUCGCCGGCCUCUCCGUACACCUACGGCAUCUCUUCAGCUCUGGCAGCGGCCAGCGGACACUCAGCGGCCUGGCUCUCCAAGCAGCAGCAGCAGCCGCAGCAGCAUCACAGCUCCGCCCUGGCCUCGGACGCCUCCAAGGCUCAGAUCAAGAGCGAGGCCCCCGGAGCCGGGGCUCACUUUGCGGAGGCAGCGUCGGCCGGUUCCCACGUCACCUACGCUCCCCUCAGCCUCCCGCACUACAGCUCCGCCUUCCCCUCGUUGGCCUCCAGGGCUCAGUUCGCUGAGUACGCGGACCACCAGGCCUCGGGGUCGUACUACGCCCACUCCAGCCAGGCCUCGGGGUUGUACUCCGCCUUCUCCUACAUGGGACCCUCCCAGAGGCCCCUGUACACCGCCAUCACUGAUCCUGGCAGCGUGUCGCAGUCGCACAGCCCCACACACUGGGAACAGCCUGUCUACACAACUCUGUCGCGGCCAUGACAGACAACAAGACCAGAGGGCCCCGGUGCAGGUCCAACCCCGGCGUCAGACCACAGGAGCAGCAGCAGCAAUGGCAGAGUUGGUGGUGAAAGCGGUCUGGUCUGGGGGGAGUGGGCCGGCACUGGAGGAGUCGGCUGGGGAGGCAGGAGGGACGAAUCCCUGCCCUGCUCUUGCCCAGAUGCAAAAAUGCUGGCGCAGCCCAAGGAGGAGCUUGGGGGCCGGUGGUUUUGAAGAGUAGUUGAUUACUGGGGGCAAAACAGUGUCGUUGUCAGAUGGGUGACACAAUACAAAAAAAACAACAACAACAUAAAAAAAACCCAUCCACCCUACACUACGACACAGCCUCUAACUCUCCAAACAACUGGCAGUUUGUCAUGAGUGGUCAGGGAUCAUGUCCCUGUCAGUUUGGUGACUUCAUGAGUAUCAAAGGAGGCUAAACUGCCGCCUGCAGCCUUUCCCCACAGGCCAAGAGAGGAGGCUGCAGCCACAGGGACCAAGUGAGAAUCCAGUCGGCUUGACUUGCUUUGUGAAGGAGGAAGCCAAAUUCAGUCAAUAUGAAAACGUUAACGCCUCGAGAAAGGUGUGCCAAACGAUCCGCUGGCCUUAAACUUCUCAGGCAAUGAUUGAUCUUUUAUCAAACAGAUGUUGAAGUUCAAAUGAAUGUCUCCGUGACAAAAUACUGAUAACAUACUGUUAUUCAGAGCCACAACUGUUCCUAUUUAUUUCACUGUACAAUGCUGUGUUCACUUCAAAUGUCUUUGUAAACAAGAUGAGCAGACAUGGGCGAAAAUGCCAUAGAACCAUGCUGAGAUUUUGCAGUGAAAUGUAUAUUAAGUCUU